GGGACACUGGGAAGCUGGCGCGAAUCGCACGGCGCGUGCUGGGACCGCUGGUGGAGAGCGGGGGUGCCCGCGGGAGCGGGAGCUCCUCACAGACAUGGCGGGGAAGGGAGGUCUCUACGGCUGCCAAGACCCCGCGUGCUGGAGACGAGUGCGCGACCUGCACUGGGCGGUGGUCGAAGCCAAGGGGAGCGAGCGGAAAGGCCUCACCGGGCUGGAGAAAUGGUAUCAGGAGGAGUUGCCGGUUGCUCUCGCGGGACGGAAAGAGAAGCAUUUGACCCAGGCCGAAGUGGUGAAGCUGAUGCAGUGGAAACUCACCCGGGGAAAGUUCCGUCCUCGUCUGCAGCAGCUGGUGGCCACUAACUCCCAGGAGACAGUGGAGCGCUGUACAAGGAAAGCUUUUCAACUCCUCCCAGAUGUGGCAGCUGCCAUAACUGAGCUGAGCCAGUUAAAGGCUGUAGGACCAGCCACGGCUUCAGCAAUCCUGGCAGCAGGAGCCCCUGAGGUUGUGGCUUUCAUGGCAGAUGAAGCAGUGGAGUCCAUCCCAGGCCUCACCCCCAUUAAGUAUUCCCUCAAGCAUUACAUCCGCUACCUGGACAGGAUCCAGCUCUGUACCAAGAAACUAAAUGAAGUUGACACAGAGAAAGGCUGGACUCCUCACCAGGUGGAGAUGUGUCUCUGGGCCUGGGCUGUGGCACAGAAGUUGUGUCCUGUGCUGCUGCAGACACUUUGCUUAGGGGAAGAAGAGGCUGGUGAGGAUGCCAGAGCCACAAAGAAACAAAAAACCAAAUGAAAUCAUCCCAGGCAGAGACCCAACAAGCAUCUACACGUUUGCCUCCUGUAGGCUGAUCUACAGCCCGACCACAGCCUAUGGUGGACUCCUUGGGGAUUCAAGUGUUGCCCUGGUUCUGGUGCCUUGGGUGAGGGGGAGGGAGACGUUAAGUGAAUCCCUCCCCAUUCUGUAGCCCAAGCUGCAGAAACCUGUGUUCAAGACCCUAUCUUCUCUAGGCACUGGCUUUGUGAGUGUCCUGCUUCUUUCAAUGAUUUUUUAAUAAAACUUUGAUAGACUUUUGUAGAACCAUGUGGUGAGUGCUUGCU
Messenger RNA from Alligator sinensis (Chinese alligator), 1095 nucleotides. RefSeq lists its product as uncharacterized. The record is from RefSeq and is a predicted model, not a curated record. The coding region runs from base 95 to 790 and encodes 231 amino acids. NCBI's taxonomy places the organism in Eukaryota, Metazoa, Chordata, Crocodylia, Alligatoridae. The transcript has 5 exons.